AAAGAUAACGCUCUCGAUAGUAAGAAGUCGAUAUCUAGAUUGGUCCUAUAUUCUACAAAAGUUUGCCGAAGGUAAUAAUUAAAAAUGAAUAUAGAGGAUGAAAAAUUUGAUGGAUUGCUGCUAGCAAUUGCCGAAAAGCAUACGGAUGGAAUUCCUCAGUUUUUAGAUACAAUAGCGAGCUUCUUGCGAAGGAAAACUGAUUUCUUUACGGGGACUUCUAAAGAAAAAUGGGAAGGAUUGCUAUUGGGUGUUUUCAAUAAGCAAUAUGAAAAGGCAAUUACUCAAAACUCGGGGAACGUGAACCAAUCUGUGACGAAACAGGAUAAUAAGAAGGCCCAAAAUAUUGCUGUACAGGAAACCAGAUUUGAGGAAAUCGUUCCUAAAGAAGAGGUUUCAAAACCAAUAAAUGAUGUAGAAGACGACUCUGAGAAAGACGAAAUUGGCAAACUCAAACCAAAUUCGGGAAAUGGCUGCACUUUGGAUAACUAUUCAUGGACCCAAACUCUGCAAGAAGUCGAGGUUAAAAUUCCUCUGAAGACUUCGACAGCUUUGAGAGCAAGAGAUAUUGAUGUUACAAUAGGAAAAUCCUCGAUCAAAGUUGGUUUAAAAAACCAGGAACCUGUAAUUAACGGCAAACUUUGUGCAGAAGUGAAACAAGACGAUUCGGUUUGGGUGCUGCAGGAUAGCAACACUGUUCUCAUUACGCUAGAAAAGAUUAAUAAAAUGAAUUGGUGGGACCGUUUAGUUGCAACAGAUCAACCUAUAUCAACACGUAAAAUUAAUCCAGAACCUUCAAAGCUUUCUGAUUUGGAUGGCGAAACACGAAGUUUGGUUGAGAAAAUGAUGUACGAUCAACGUCAAAAAGAAAUGGGAUUGCCAACCAGCGAAGACAAAAGAAAAAUGGAAAUAAUGGAGAAGUUUAAAAUGCAGCAUCCGGAAAUGGAUUUCUCGAAUUGCAAAUUUAACUGAUGCUAUUUUUUUAAGAGUUUUGUAUUAGUUUUGUACAUAUCUCCAUGCCUAUACUUUUGAAUAAAAAACUGUGGCAAAGUUA
Messenger RNA from Bactrocera dorsalis (oriental fruit fly), 1051 nucleotides. RefSeq names its product nuclear migration protein nudC (gene nudC). The record is from RefSeq and is a predicted model, not a curated record. The transcript has 6 exons. Gene Ontology annotation, biological process: protein folding. NCBI's taxonomy places the organism in Eukaryota, Metazoa, Arthropoda, Insecta, Diptera, Tephritidae. Bases 85 to 969 code for a protein of 294 amino acids. Gene Ontology annotation, cellular component: cytoplasm.